UGCUGCCAGAAAAAUGUCCACUCCCGUUGGUCCGGAGCCCUGCAACGUGGUCUGUCCCAGUUGCCGCCAGCAGGUUACCACCCGCAUAGAGCCGAAGGCCUCCACCAAGACGCACAUCAUAGCACUGAUCAUGUGCCUCACUUGCUGCUGGCCCUGUGCUGGCUGCCUUUACUGCACCAACUGUGCCCGGAACGCGAACCAUCACUGUCCAUCUUGCAACGCUUACAUUGGCACCUACGAGCGUUAAGAAACUUCCGGCGGAAGUCUUUGCUUUUCCGUGGCCUGCGGCCAGCAGCCGUGAUGAAAUGCAAUCCGAACCAUUGUAUUUUUACUCCGUUGUUACCUCUCUCACAUUUUUCAAUACACAAUAAUUUGUUAACACGCAAAUCAUUGUAGUACCAACUUAAGCUUUUGUAUCCUUAGCACAGCAAUAAAAAGAUUCAAGGAA
Drosophila takahashii is the source of this 448-nucleotide messenger RNA. RefSeq names its product lipopolysaccharide-induced tumor necrosis factor-alpha factor homolog. The record is from RefSeq and is a predicted model, not a curated record. Lineage: Eukaryota; Metazoa; Arthropoda; Insecta; Diptera; Drosophilidae. Gene Ontology annotation, molecular function: zinc ion binding.